AUGGAAGAGAUGCUCGACACCCUCCGCGACGAGUGCUGCAUCCCUUACCUUGAUGAUGUGCUUUGCUUUUCCAGGACAUUUGAAGAACAUGUUGAAGUGCUGAAGAAAGUCCUUAAAGCCCUGCAACACCAUGGAGUGAAGCUAAAGCCCGAGAAGUGCGAGUUGUUUCGCAAAGAGGUGCGCUUGGGACCCGUAACAAACUUUGGGGGCUCGUCCGGGAUCUCUCCUCACUCAGUCAACGAGGACAGAUCCAGUGAUAUUAGAACUACGACACAACGACCAGACCGCUACCCCAGCCAAACUUCCCGGUGGGUGUCCAGGAGGGAGAUCAAAGUGGAAAGGAUCUUCGCCUCAAUGUGGAACCGCACGGCACCUGGCACAUUCAGGGACAUGCUCAUGCUCAAAGACGACCUGUCUGUCCCGGAACUUCAGGGCUUCCUUAGGACAUUUGAAGAACAUGUUGAAGUGCUGAAGAAAGUCCUUAAAGCCCUGCAACGCCAUGGAGUGAAGCUAAAGCCCGAGAAGUGCGAGUUGUUUCGCAAAGAGGUGCGGUAUGUCGGCCGUCUCGUGUCCGCAGAUGGAGUCAAGACUGGAGCCUCUGAUGAUGAUCCGAGUCUCGCCGCUGACUGGGCUGACCCGAGUCUCGCCGCUGACUGGGCUGACCCGAGUCUCGCCGCUGACUGGGCUGACCCGAGUCUCGCCGCUGACUGGGCUGACCCGAGUCUCGCCGCUGACUGGGCUGACCCGAGUCUCGCCGCUGACUGGGCUGACCCGAGUCUCGCCGCUGACUGGGCUGACCCGAGUCUCGCCGCUGACUGGGCUGACCCGAGUCUCGCCGCUGACUGGGCUGACCCGAGUCUCGCCGCUGACUGGGCUGACCCGAGUCUCGCCGCUGACUGGGCUGACCUGAGCCUCGCCGCUGACUGGGCUGACCCGAGUCUCGCCGCUGACUGGGCUGACCCGAGUCUCGCCGCUGACUGGGCUGACCCGAGUCUCGCCGCUGACUGGGCUGACCCGAGUCUCGCCGCUGACUGGGCUGACCCGAGUCUCGCCGCUGACUGGGCUGAUCCAAAUCUGAAGAUGGAAACAGAUGAAGAGGAAGGCUCCGCCCUCUCCCCUCCUCUGCGGGUUUCUCUCAAGUCCAACCCAUGGGACCCUCCCAACUUCGCAAAGACAUCGCAACAGAGGCCCUACAGGAGGAGAGACUCAGCGGAGCGGCCCCCUCUCCCGCAAAAGAGAAGCUCCAGAGACGAGGACGGCUCUUCUACGUUUUCUGGACUGAGUCUGGACAGCGACGACCAGGAAGGACCAGAUGAGAGAGCGGAGCCGCAGACCUUCGAUGAUGACCUGGACUUGGUUUUUAAGAUCGCUCUAGAUCAAGCUAAACCGGCUCUGGUCUUCACGGUUGGACUCUGUGUGUGGAAUGUUCUGCUGCAGGAGGUGGAGGAGAGGAUCGUGGGCUGCGUCCACACGGAGCUGAGGCGGCAGCGCAGGGUCCUGGCCGCAGAUUACCCAGAAUGCUCAGCGGAGGAGCGGCGGGUGGAGCGUGAAGCCGUGCUCUCGCUCAGUCUCCACUUCCUCCGCCACAUGGAGCGAGAGGAUGUGGCUCUGCAGCUUCAGACCAGUACCAUCUCCGCUCAUUCCAAAGAGAAACAGUGGACGGACUUUCAGGGGACACUGAAGUCGAAGCUGCGGCAGAGGUUCCUGUCUGUGUUCGAGGGCGUGGCCAAAGCAGGAAGUCCCGCCCUCCUGAACGAGAUCUACACAGAGCUCCACAUUACAGAGGGAGGGGCCACAGACGUCAAUCAGGAACAUGAGGUCAGACAGAUGGAAACCUCCUCCAGAAAACAGAGCAGCUCAGAGACCAUCAUCAGAGACCAGCGCUUCAGUCUGGAGACGCUGAUUCAGCACUUCUUUGGGGAAGACGUGGAGAGAGCAUUCUGUAUCUCUGAAAACCUGCAGAACAGUGCAGUGGUUCUGGUCCUGGACGGUCUGGAUGAGUGCAGACUGACCCUGGACUUCAGCAGAGCUCCAGACCUCAGUGACGUGAGUGUCUCUGCAUCAGUCGACGUGCUGCUGGUGAACCUCAUCAGAGGAACACUGCUGCCCUCUGCCGGCCUCUGGAUCACCACACGACCUGCAGCGGCCAAUCAGAUCCCAGCUCACUGCGUCUCCAUGGUGACAGAGGUGCGCGGGUUCACAGACGAGCAGAAGGAGCUGUACUUCACCAAGAGGUUUGGAGACGAGGCCGUCCUGGAGCACGUCCUGAAGUCCAGUCCUGGGGAGGAGCUGCCGCAGACCCUGACUCAGCUCUACGUCCACUUCCUGGUGGUUCAGAUCAAAGUCAUGAGUGUGAAGUACGAGUGUGGCAGCGAGUCGGACCUGGUGUGGAGUCAGGAGAGGAAGAGGAUGGUGGAGGGACUGGGGAGACUGGCCUUCGAGCAGCUGCAGAAGGGAAACCUCAUUUUCUAUGAGUCUGAUCUGAAAGACAGCGACAUCAACCCCACAGUGGCCUCGGUCUACUCUGGUCUGUUCACCCAGGUCUUCAGAGAGGAGCCAGGACUCUACCAGGACAGAGUGUACUGCUUCGUCCAUCUGAGCGUGCAGGAGUUCAUGGCAGCUCUGUACGUGCACCAGUCCUUCCUCUGCUUCGGCGCCAACCUUCUCCGUCCCAGAUCGAACAGAGGAACCCUCCGCAGACUCACAGAAAAACCCAAACUCAAGCAUCUGCACCAAGCCGCCGUCAACCAGGCCUUAGACAGUCCCAACGGACACCUCGACCUGUUCCUGCGCUUCCUGCUCGGCCUGUCGCUGCCGGCCAAUCAGAAGCUUCUACACGGGCUGCUUCCUGGUCAGAGUUCCACGUCCCACCUGCAGGACACAGCCAACUACAUCAAUAAUAAGAUCCAAGCGAGUGAGUGCGCAGAGCGGAGUCUGAACCUGUUCCACUGCCUGAACGAGCUGCACGAGCGCUCACUGCUGCAGCAGGUGCAGCAGGCGCUGAGCAGCGGAGGCCUGAGCCGCGGCAGAGGUCUGUCUGCGGCUCAGUGGGCCGCUCUGGUCUUCAUCCUGCUCUCCUCAGAAGAACAAGAGCUGGAGGUGUUUGAUCUGAAGAAAUACUGCGGCACAGAAGCGGCGCUGCUGAGGCUGCUGCCGGUGGUGCAGGCCUCACGGAGAGCUCUGUGA
Knipowitschia caucasica is the source of this 3186-nucleotide messenger RNA. NCBI's taxonomy places the organism in Eukaryota, Metazoa, Chordata, Actinopteri, Gobiiformes, Gobiidae. The record is from the annotation of a GenBank genome assembly.